Molecule: messenger RNA, 573 nt
Organism: Cucumis melo (muskmelon)
Lineage: Eukaryota; Viridiplantae; Streptophyta; Magnoliopsida; Cucurbitales; Cucurbitaceae
Exons: 1
Coding region: 1-573 (190 amino acids)
Source: RefSeq, a predicted model, not a curated record
AUGUCAAGACAGAACAAUGGAGCUGAAUCAGUAGCAAUUACAAUAGACACAACAGAAACAGGUCAUGAGAAGAACAAGAUGAUGAACAACAAUAAUUGGAUAAGAGAAGACACAGAUUUUCUAAUGGUAGUAACGACAUUCAUUGCAACCGUAGCAUUUCAAAUCGGGACGAACCCGCCGGGUGGCGUAUGGCAAGAAGACGAUAAACAGGGGAAGUACUUUGCAGGGAAAUCCAUAAUGGCUACAAAAUCUCCUUCUGAUUUCAGUGGAUAUUUGGUAACAAUUACAGCUUGCUUUGUGUUUUCAGCAAUGCAAUUUGCUGUUCUGUUCCUUAAGAAAUGGCCAGUUGGUGCCAAAAAUUGGUCAUUUUCAAGGUUCAUUCUUUAUUCAACUAUGGGAUUGGCCAUUUCUUCCAUGGGAAUUGCUUAUGGAUGCUCUGUUAGAGCUUACACACCUGACUCAGAGGAAAAAACUCGUUAUGUUAUUUCUUUUAUUACUAUGUUGGGGUUUCCUAUUGGUUUGGCUGCCAUUUCACUUUACUUAGAAUACUUUAAUAAAUCUUCAUCUUCUUAA